AUGGAUUUUUGCUUUUUCCUUAUUGGAUUCAAAGAAUUCAACAAACAGUUACCAGAUGUAGGCAAUGUUGCCUGCUAUUGCGGUCGCUGUCAUAACCAAAGUGCAUUUGCCAUACGUACAAUCAACACAGUCACACUUUUCUUCAUUCCCGUCCUCCCAUUCUACUUUUCCAAAAGAUUAAAGUGUAAUAUAUGUGGAAAUACUGGUGAUUUGGAUAGUACGGCAAUUGAUCAUUUGAAGAAGGGACAGCCGGUGGCAAUAGGAGGGUAG
Lodderomyces orthopsilosis Co 90-125 is the source of this 270-nucleotide messenger RNA. RefSeq lists its product as uncharacterized. The transcript is spliced from 2 exons. The record is from RefSeq and is a predicted model, not a curated record. Lineage: Eukaryota; Fungi; Ascomycota; Pichiomycetes; Serinales; Debaryomycetaceae. Bases 1 to 270 code for a protein of 89 amino acids.